AUGCGUCGAUAUUGGGUCUUUUUUGAUGCCGCCUGCUUUGUGGUCAAGAACAACGACUGUCCAAAUCAGAAUGUUACCUUCUGGCUCUACAGCAACGCCACUCGCGAUGCUCCCGUCCAGCUAAAUCCCCUCGAUCUCAACCCCUGGGACUUUCAGCCGCCGCGUCCACUCAAAAUACUGCUGCAUGGCUACACAGGGCAUCGCGACUUUGCACCCAAUAAUCAUAUACGUCCCGUCCUCCUGGAUAACGAGGAUGUCUAUGUGAUUUCCAUAGAUUAUGCUCCUCUGGUCCGUUAUCCCUGCUAUGUUCAGGCGGUACAGAAUCUCCCAUUGGUCAGCAAAUGUCUCGCCCAACUCAUAAAUAAUCUGGAGACUCACGGCAUUGUGCAACACGAUCAGAUCCACAUCAUUGGCUUUAGCUUGGGUGGCCAGGUGGCUGGACAAACAGCCAACUAUGUGCAGCGCAAGUUGACCCGCAUCACGGGCUUGGAUCCCGCAAAGCCACUUUUUAUCCUGGGCAGCGAUAUGCGACGCUUGGAUCCAAGUGAUGCGGACUUUGUGGAUGUGAUACACACAGAUACUCUGGGUCGUGGCAUGCUGCGUCCCAUGGGGCAUGUCGAUUUCUAUCCCAACUUUGGGCCACUGCAGCCCGGCUGCAUGGAAGAGAAUCCCGAUGAUCCGGGUAGCUGCAAUCAUGAGCGUGCUCCUCGCUUCUAUGGCAAGUCCAUUAAUUCGACGCUGGGUUUUUGGGGUCGUCAAUGCGCCAGCUGGUUAGUCUAUCUCUUUGGUCUUUGCUCCACACGUGCACCGCAAGCACUGAUGGGUUAUCGUGUGUCUGAGGAAGUAAAAGGUGUCUAUUUCCUUAAGACGGACAGCAAACCGCCUUUUGCAUUGGGCAUGCAGGAGGAGGCGGAUAACACCAAAUACGUUGCAAAAUUCCAUUUCCAUUCGAAGCAUAAUGAAAUAGAAGAUGAUUACGAACCGGAAUGGGGUGAGACAAUUCCAGAACUGGAGUCCAAUGAUGUCGAGAUCAACGAACUGGAAAAGCAGUUGGUCUAUAAGGAGCAGGAGGCGCUUGAUGAGCCGCUUACUUGAGCUAAAUUGUGAUAGUAUUUAAUAAACAUUUAUACUGCCUACUAACGGAUCUAAUAAAGUUAAUUUAUAUAUU
Molecule: messenger RNA, 1168 nt
Organism: Drosophila nasuta
Lineage: Eukaryota; Metazoa; Arthropoda; Insecta; Diptera; Drosophilidae
Product: pancreatic triacylglycerol lipase-like
Exons: 3
Coding region: 1-1095 (364 amino acids)
Biological process (GO): lipid catabolic process
Molecular function (GO): serine hydrolase activity; lipase activity
Source: RefSeq, a predicted model, not a curated record